AUGGACCACACCAAUGAUGAACGACGACAGAAGAGAAGAGUAAACACAGGAAACUAUGAUACCAAGGCUAAAGUGGUCGCUGAGAAGUUAAAGGGCAAGAAGGAUCUUGAAAUCAUUCAAUGGGCCGAAUCUCAUUUGAAUUUCCAUAUUCGACAUAGAAUGAAUAUUUAUCGUUGGAAGGAAAAUCUCAUCAUUCUAAAAUUGGCUGAACAAUAUGCUGGACUUGUUGAGAAUGCAGAUGUUCCGAUAUCAUUAAGAGCAAUUAUUGGGGACCAAAUUUUAUAG
Molecule: messenger RNA, 285 nt
Organism: Saccharomycopsis crataegensis
Lineage: Eukaryota; Fungi; Ascomycota; Saccharomycetes; Ascoideales; Saccharomycopsidaceae
Exons: 1
Coding region: 1-285 (94 amino acids)
Source: RefSeq, a predicted model, not a curated record